AUGAUGCCCAGAACCAGUUUUCGGGUGACAACGCUCUUUCUUGCAAUCUUUUGCCCGUUAACCGCGUCAGCGGCUGUAAGCGGUUGGCGCAAAGAUGUCACCAUUGACGCGCCGGUGACACGAUCAAGCGACGAGUUGAGAACCCUAUGGAAACGCCGACGAGGAGACAGCAGUGGCAGUGACAGCGACUCUGAUUCAGGCUCGAGCUCUGGAGGCUAUGGCUACGACGACUCUACGUCACUUGUAAAGCACACAGCGAAGGAUAUAUGCACUUUUACUCUGUGUGGAAUUGGAAAGAAACAAGCCUCGAAGGCGGCUAUACCCCAGGGCUCCGGCACACCACUUAGCUGGGACAACAGCUCCGGCUCCUGGAUCAGUCUCGACUUCUUGUGGUCCCCAGUCUCGAUGAUCCCGCCUACAUCUCCUACCUCGGCGUCGAACCCCAAGUAUUUCUCGACCUCCCCUACGACCCAGACCUGGGCCCCAUCCCAUUUUACAUUCUCUGGAGCGUGA
Molecule: messenger RNA, 513 nt
Organism: Aspergillus nidulans FGSC A4
Lineage: Eukaryota; Fungi; Ascomycota; Eurotiomycetes; Eurotiales; Aspergillaceae
Exons: 3
Coding region: 1-513 (170 amino acids)
Source: RefSeq, a predicted model, not a curated record